Punica granatum (pomegranate) is the source of this 1623-nucleotide messenger RNA. NCBI's taxonomy places the organism in Eukaryota, Viridiplantae, Streptophyta, Magnoliopsida, Myrtales, Lythraceae. The record is from RefSeq and is a predicted model, not a curated record.
AUACAUCAUAAUAUGGGCAUCGGUAAGUUUUCCAUAUUACAAUUUCCUGUCCUAGAGAGAUUCUACCUCGUAUCACAUUCUUGGAGUUUCCGGGGCUUCAGCACGCCGGAAAAGUGAAUUAGAACAGAUAAUGAGGUGAUACGACGUCUAAGAAGGACCAAAAUCUCACGUCACAUGAACAGAUGCAUGCCCGAGCAUCAGAAUAACGAGGCAUCGCACGUGCACCUUCUUUGUCCCGUGCGGUCCAUGGAUCGAUCGAUCACGGUAAAGAGAACUCGUAUGUUAUCUGCUUGGGAGUCAAAAAUCAUCUGUAAAAUGAGAAAAUAACCGUUGAAAACAAAAAGGCUCCACGUGGCCCCUAAGAAUCGGACUAUGGCCUCCCAUGAACAAACAGAACACUCCCACUUAAUUCGGAUAUACAUAAGUUUCCUCCUUCUUCUGCUUCUUCAUUUCCUCUUUUACUGAGUCUUUCUUCUUCACUCUCCCUGCAAUCCAUCCUGAAACCCGGAAAAAACCCGAAAAGGAUCGGAAUCCAUAACCACCUGAUCAGCUUCCAUUCCAUCCUAGUCCUGAACGGUUGGUCGAAAUAUCAUUCUGGUGGAGGAUACCUGCAUUGAUGACGCUGAAAGGGGGGACGAGCCAGGCGUGUGCAGCUUGCAAGUACCAGAGGAGGAAGUGCACGCCGGAGUGCCAGCUCGCGCCGUACUUCCCUGCGGACAAACCCGAGGUGUUCAAGAAUGCGCACAAGCUGUUCGGGGUGAAGAACAUCCUCAACAUCCUAAAGACGCUCCAGGACCCGGCCCAGAAGGUCGAGGCCAUGACCUCAAUAAUCUGCCAGGCCAACAUCCGCGAGAUGUUCCCGGUCCAUGGUUGCUGCCAGGUCAUCGACCUAUACUGCUCCCAGAUCCGCCUCCUUGAGGAGGAGCUCCACGCCACCUACUCCCAGCUUGAAUUCUACCGCUCGCAACAACAUAACCAGGCUCCGACAUCAGUUCCGUCUCAGCUAGAGCUCGGGAUGGCCCCACCAAACAAUGCUAACGCUCUUCAGCUAUACCAGCCUACUGCAUCUACUCAACCGCCUUACAAUAACGCUCUUCCAUUGGCUGCUCUGCCUCCCCAAUCCUAUUCGAACGGCACCAUUAUUCCCACCAACAACGACAGCUCGCCUUCUUCUUACCUCGACUCCAAGGAAGGUACCCCGAACCCUUCGCUCUGGAUCCAAAGUUCCUACACAAACACGAACAGCGGCAAUAACAACAGCCGUAGCUGCCCCACCAUUCAGCCUCAGCUAGUUGGCCCGAUUGCUGCCUCUCAGACAUCGUUAGCUGUGCAAGGAAUCAUUCAGGAUUACGAGGACAUGCACCCCUUCUUCGAGUCCAUCGACGACAGGCAGUCUUACAUUGGAUCCAAGGACGCUUGCGAGUCAAGCUCGGAAUCAUCGUUGAAAGACAUGACACAGUCGAAGGAGCAUGUUGCUGAGAAUGAGCUGAAGAGUGCCGCUGCUUGCUUCAGUCUUACGAGCGUAAACUGAUCAUUGGGAAAGCAUUGAACUGGUCGUCUCUUCAGUUUCUUUUUGUUAACUAAAUCUUAGCAUUAGUAUGAUGAAUUAAAGUUCCUCGAAUU